AAGGUUCCAGGAGAGCCUCCAUGGACUUCCUGGUUGCCUAAGGCCAUAAAAGACCCACUUAGGUGGAGUCUAGGUCCUUCAGACUUAUCCUGCUGCCCCGUGAGUCUCCACACCCUUGCAGGCUGACCAGACUUCCAUGUGGUGGUAAGAUUUAUUGCCCACAUUAUGCUUGGAGCCAGCUAUAAACUUGGCCUUCUCCUCUUGUGCCAUCAAGUUAUCUCCUUGGAAGGCCAUCCUGAAGGACAUUAUGUUGCUGCCAUCUAUGAACAUCGGUCAGUACUGAGUCCCGACUCUACAGCCCUUACGGAUCGAGAGUCAGCACUGAGACUGAUGAACCAGAACCUAGAUCUGUAUGAAGAGCAGAUAGUGGCUGCAGCAAAGGAGGGGGUGCAGAUUAUUGUCUUUCCAGAAGAUGGGAUUCAUGGAUUCAACUUCACCAGAGAUUCCAUUUACCCAUUUCUGGACUUUGUUCCAUCUCUCCAGUCUGGGAAGUGGAACCCAUGCCUGGAGCCACAUAGGUUCAGUGAUACGGAGGUCCUCCAGCGCUUGAGUUGUAUGGCCAUCAAGGGCCACAUGUUCCUGGUGGCUAACCUGGGAACCAAACAGCCUUGUAACAGCAGUGACCCACGAUGCCCACCUGAUGGACGAUACCAGUUUAAUACUGACGUCGUGUUCAGCGACAGCGGCACCUUUGUCACCAGCUAUCGCAAGCAAAACCUCUAUUUUGAAUAUGCUUUUGAUACUCCGUCUCAAGUUGAUCACAGCACCUUUGAUACGCCUUUUGCUGGCAAAUUUGGCGUUUUCACUUGCUUUGAUAUAUUGUUCUUUGAACCUGCUGUGAGCCUUGUGAGAGACUAUGGAGUGAAACAUAUCGUGUUUCCGGCCGCAUGGAUGAACCAGCUCCCCCUCCUGGCAAGUAUUGAAAUUCAACAAGCUUUUGCGGUUGCUUUCAAUGUCAACGUUCUGGCAGCAAAUAUCCACCACCCAUCCUUGGGCAUGACAGGCAGUGGCAUACAUACUCCUCGGAAGUCUUUUUGGUAUCAUGAUAUGGAAAGCCUUGAAGGCAAACUGAUCAUAGCCCAGAUACCCAAAAACCCACCGGAGGAUGUAGACCUCCUGUGGAAUGGCACAAGUAGAAUUUAUGAGUCUCACAGAAAAUUCUCAUCAGAAGAUCCUAACUGUGAGAACGAUGCGGAUGUUCACUGUAGUGAGUCCCCUAAAUGGAGCCAAAAGAUGCCACCUUCAUUUCACUCUGAGAUGAUGUAUGACAAUUUCACUUUCGUUCCCGUUUGGGAAAAUCAGGGCAGCCUCCGGGUCUGUGCCAAUUCCCUCUGUUGUUAUUUGGAUUAUCAGAGACACGUUUUAUCCGGUGAUUUAUAUGCUCUUGGGGUCUUUGAUGGUCUUCAUACGGUAAAUGGCCGUUACUAUGUUCAAGUGUGUGCCCUGGUGAAAUGCGGUGGCCUCCAUGUUGAGACCUGUGGACAGGAGAUAUCAAACGCUGCUGAUACUUUCAACUUUCACCUCUGGGGAAAUUUUAGUACCUCCUUUGUGUUUCCUAUACUACUGACUUCUGGAAUGACGCUGGAAUCCCCAGGCCAACUGGGCUGGGAAGGCAACCAUUACUUCAUGAGGAAGAAUCAGUUGUCUUCGGGUUUAGUGACAGCUGCUUUGUAUGGACGCUGGUAUGAGAGGGAUUAGUAGAACCAUCGUCCGUUGGAUGGGUGCUAGGUUUAUCCUCUAGGUCAUAUUCAUCGGUAAAUACGUGGCUGGUGUUCAAAAUGGAAAACAAAAAUCAUCGUCAUUGUUCUGAGCUCAAGGGGACAGAUGGGUACCAGCUGAGUCCUCGGCUGCUGCAGCAUCUAACAAUAUAAGCCACAGGGAUGCAAGAGUCUCCUUUCUGUUCUACCAGGAUGUCAUUUGGCACCGUGGAAAGAAGUAGUAUCCUGGGUAGAUCUCUUUGGUUCCAUUUCUUUUAAACAUAAAUUCCAGAUACAGUCUCAAGUAACUUGUAGUCAAUUUUUAAUGUCCUUUAAAAGCUACUAUUUAAAACCAAAACAAGCACUGUUUUCUCAUGCACAUUCACAAAGCAGCAUUUUGGUUUUUUUUUUUUAAAUCACAUUAUUAGCUGACACACUAAAAAGUAUUUAAAAGCUUAGAAUGUUGCUUAAAGUAAUUAACAAUUGUGGAAUGUGCAGUCUUGGUUUCCAAAGAGCCCCUAUAGACAUCUUCUACACAGACUGAAGUAGAAGUGCAUUGAGAUGCCACACCCAGGGCAACAGCAGCUGUAUCAGAAAUGAGUAUGUAAAACGUUGAAUAAAAAAGAAAACACAGCAUGAUAAGGCUCCCUCACAUCCAAAUGUUUCUCAGGAAGAAGAAUGUAUGAGGAAAGACCUGGCAUCAUGAAAUUUAAAACUUCAUUGUGUCCAGAUAUUAGGAGACACCCUGUUUUUCAAGCUAAGGCCCAGCAAGCAGGCUGUACCCUGAGCUUGGCAUAACAACAAUCCUUUGCGUUCACCCUCUGGAUGAUCUCACCCUCUGGCAAAAUGUAUUGCUUUGACUAGUACCAGGGAUUUAUGAUUUUCAUAUUAGUCAUAACUAUUUUGAUUUGUUGGAGCUUCUCUAUUUCCCAGGGACCUGAGGGACAGAAGCAGCCAAUAUGCUGCAGCAGAAAGCAAUCACUCACACCUCCUAACACCCUGAACAAUUCCUAUACUUUUAACUAAGUGAGCUGAACCAGGUGGUGCACUCCUGUUUCUAUUACACUUACUGUGGUUAUGUACCCCCCUGAACGAUCACAAGGCUCAAUGACCCUUAAGACUUAAGACAAUCAACUUAGGGCCUUUUCCCAGAGGACCCCAAACGCCUGCACGUGUGGGCCUGUCGUGGGAACUGUUUAUUCAAGACCUAAGAAUGACUGUGCUGGAUCCUGCCUUUUUGUGGUUUUCAGGGUUAAAAACCCUACCCCCCACUACAAGCCACAAGCCCUCCUUCCCAAGAGGACUUUGGUUUGCAAACCUGUUUUUCUCACUUUGAAAUUAAACUUCUGUUUGAUUCCUCAA
Trichosurus vulpecula (common brushtail) is the source of this 3059-nucleotide messenger RNA. It is a transcript of the gene BTD, whose product is annotated as biotinidase. The record is from RefSeq and is a predicted model, not a curated record. The coding region runs from base 166 to 1698 and encodes 510 amino acids. Lineage: Eukaryota; Metazoa; Chordata; Mammalia; Diprotodontia; Phalangeridae. Gene Ontology annotation, molecular function: hydrolase activity, acting on carbon-nitrogen (but not peptide) bonds, in linear amides. The transcript has 4 exons.